This is a messenger RNA of Aspergillus wentii DTO 134E9, 3355 nucleotides long. It is a transcript of the gene nic96, whose product is annotated as linker nucleoporin NIC96. Bases 109 to 3219 code for a protein of 1036 amino acids. Gene Ontology annotation, cellular component: nuclear pore. Gene Ontology annotation, molecular function: structural constituent of nuclear pore. Gene Ontology annotation, biological process: poly(A)+ mRNA export from nucleus; protein import into nucleus. The record is from RefSeq and is a predicted model, not a curated record. The transcript has 6 exons. Lineage: Eukaryota; Fungi; Ascomycota; Eurotiomycetes; Eurotiales; Aspergillaceae.
CAAGAUUGUCAGGUAACAACCAUAGAAAGAAGUCACUGACAGUAUUCUUGACCACUUAUUUCCUGAUAUCAUUUAUUUCUGAAAGGAACUGAAACUGUGCUCAACUCGAUGAAUCCCACAAACACCAGCUCCUUGUUCGGGGGAGGUGGUCUAGGGGCCUCGACAACACCGCAGCAACCAGCGAGCAUAUUUUCUUCAAAUAAUCCAACGAGCUUAUUAGGAAAUAACUCAAACACCGAGGCUGCUCCAACAAACUCUCUUUUCGGGGCACAAUCGCAAGCGCCACAACAAUCCGCACGACCUCCUAUUCAAACGACUCAGCCUGCAUUUUUCAACAGCCUACUAGAACGUGGGAAAAAGAGACCAUUGUCUGAAGUAGGGCAAAACAACAGCUUUGAAGAGCUACCCAGUCUUCAGCUGGGACUUGAUGAUAUUCGGAGGAAAGCAAGAGAGCUUGGUACUGGUGGGCUCAAGGAUUCCCACCAGCAUGGUCCAAAUACCAAGGCUCAUUAUCUGCUAGCCGCGUCAGGUAUUUCACCAGGGCAUGCAUUACGGGACCUCAAAGCUUUGGACCCUCAAGCUUCCAUUGCAUUUCCUUCCAAAGAGCAAGAGAUAUUUGAUCCAGAUAAUCAAAAGUUCUUGAGAAACAUACAGCAACGUGGCCGACAAGUGAUGGUCUCUGAAAGUCUUUCCAGGGCUCACAGGGAUUUUGAUACAUUCUUGGAAGAAAAAGUGGACAUGAACUGGGAGGAGCAGCGCCAGAAAAUCUUCCAGCAUUUUGGGCUAGCGCAGAAGGAAGACAAUACGGAAGAUUCCCUGGGGGCAACUGCACGGGGUUCAUUUGGUCGUUCAACGAGACAAACCAAACAAAUGGGGACCACAGCGCCCCAAGGUCCUUUGGGGAUUUCUCGCAGGAGUGUUUUUGGACGCUCAGGCCUGGAAAAGUCGGUCAUAGGAACUCCUGGUACUGGGCUGGCCAAGCCUCAGCUUUUCGAAGACUCCAGUGAACGCAACGACGGGCCAGGCACUCAUGGUCCAGAUGUCCGGUUUUUGCGGGAGAAAAUGGGUCAUUAUGCCGAUAAGGUUCAGCUUUUGAACUCCGCUAGACUCCAAGAGCGAACCUUCCCAAUAUUCCAUGAAUUUUCCGAUGUUGAAAAGCAUGCAGGUGGUGAUGUCCCUCGUCAGUUGUUCGAUGCCUAUCAAGCCCUGAUAAGCAUCACUAAGGAGAACCCAAAUAUCGCAAGUUUUUCGGACCCUGGUGCCAUACGGGAGCGACAGUUUUCUGAAGAUUACCUUGACGAAACCCCUAAUUCGCGCCGAGCUAUUGGCCUAAGGAAAAGAGUUGUUGAUGGGUCCAGAUCAUUCCUUGAAAGCAUAUUUUAUCACGAGGUCGAAAAUGUGAUUGCCAAAAAUCCUCGGGAAGCGCAACUUGGAGGCAUACCGACGGUAAUCAACAAGAUUCGUGCUUACAUUCGCCUUCGAGCUGCAAGAAAAGAUCUUGCGCCUGACGGAACUGAGCUUCAAAUGGUCGGUGAAGACUACUGCUGGAUUCUCAUAUUCUACCUUCUUCGGUGUGGGUUUAUUACCGAGGCGGCGGAGUAUGUAAGUCAAGAUCCUGGUUUCCGGUCACUGGAUCACAAGUUCGUAACAUAUAUGACAACUUAUGCACAAAACCGACGACUACCGAGAGAUUUGCAGCAGAAAAUAAACGGCGAGUACCAACAGCGAUCGCGUAAUGCACCUGAUAACACAGUUGAUCCUUACCGAAUGGCAUGUUACAAGAUUAUUGGACGUUGUGAACUUAGCCGCAGACGCUUGGAAGGAGUGAACCAAAGCGUUGAAGACUGGAUGUGGUUGCAGUUCAGCUUAGCCAGAGAGGACGAUCGUGCCGAAGAAGUUGCGGGCGAUGUUUUUGGCCUCGAAGACAUUCAAACCGAUAUCACUGAAAUCGGGCAACGGGUGUUCGGGAAGGGGCAGGAGGGUCCCGGUGGUUAUGGAACUUUCUUCCUCUUACAAAUCCUGGGAGGAAUGUUCGAGCAGGCGGUUUCAUACCUUGGCUCUUAUGCCCCUGUCAGCGCCGUGCACUUUGCAGUUGCCUUGGCAUACUACGGACUUCUGCGAGUGUCUGAUUUCUAUACAUCAGGUGAAGAGAUUUUAUCAUUCACUGUGAAACAGUAUCCACAGAUAAAUUUCGGCUAUCUCAUCACACAGUAUACCCGGGAAUUUCGCACUGGAUAUGUGGAGGCUGCCAUAGAUUACUUUUCUUUGUUAUGUCUCAACGCUGACCUUCCGGGCGCUCUGGGCAAGUCUCAGGCUUCCGUCUGCCAUGAGGCUUUACGAGAAUUCAUCUUAGAGACCAGGGACUUUGCCAAAUUACUCGGCGACAUACGAUCCGACGGGACCAGAAUAAAAGGCGCAAUUGAACAACGACUCAGCUUGAUCAAAUUAAUUGAUCAAGAGCAAUUCCUCAAAACCAUUACAAUUCAAGCCGCUGCUGUGGCUGAUGACAAGGGCUUGGUAGCUGAUGCGGUUCUCUUGUAUCACCUCGCUGAGGAUUACGAUCGUGUUAUUGAUACAAUCAACCGAGCGCUAUCAGAUGCUGUGGCUGUUGAGCUGGGAGGCUCUGUCUUAAAGUUGCAGCCUUUGCGUCCAAGGACAAACCCUAGCCAGGGCCUAGGACCCAGCGGCCCAGUGGAGCCUGGAAGCAGCCUCAGCUUGACAGCAGUCGAACAUCCAGCUGAUUUGGCAAAGAACAUGAUCGGUCUUUACAACACCAAUGCUCUGUACUAUCAACGAAUCCGUCAAGUGAACCGUGACGCAUGUGGUUUGUUACUUCGAAUGAUGGAGGCGAAGACAGAAGUAGAAGCGGGGAAGUGGACACCGGCCCUUGACGCUAUCAACGAGUUGAACAUCCUUCCCUUACGGGCCAGAGGCUCAGUUCCUUACACCCGAAGUGCAGCCCAAGCAUUUUCAUCGUUCCCGCCGAUCAUCUCCCGUAAUGUUGGACAUGUUAUAAUGUGGAGCAUUACAUGCAUUGGUCACGAAAGGGAACGUUUGAGCUCUGGCGCAUAUGAAAAUGAAAUUAGGCAAGGUUUGGCAGAUGAGCUUUUGGUUAUGGCCAAAGAUCUGAUGAUUUUCUCUGGCAUGGUCAAAUACAAACUACCACCAAGAGUCUACGAUACUCUUGCUCGUGCCGGAGGGGAGAUUGGGGCAUAUUAAGCACAGAGCAAGUUGCGACAAAACGAUUCUGAUGGAGGAAAUACUAGCUGUACAAUUAUUCUGCACUUUUCUUUUUGAAUGAAUAAUAUCCCAUCCAAUAAGAGUUUAGGAAUUUAUGGUCACGUCAACUCUGGUC